Strongylus vulgaris is the source of this 1092-nucleotide messenger RNA. Lineage: Eukaryota; Metazoa; Nematoda; Chromadorea; Rhabditida; Strongylidae. The record is from the annotation of a GenBank genome assembly.
AUGUCUUGGUACAUUGAAGAGCAGGAGCCAGUUUAUCUUGAUUAUAAUGCGACCACUCCUUUGGAUCCGUCGGUGAAGACUGCAAUCACUGCAGGCCUGGAGUUAUGGGCAAAUCCAGCCAGUGGCAACCCUAUAGCACUGAAAGCUAGAGAAGAAAUUGAAAAAGCGCGAAAGUCCCUAGCUGAGCUGCUUCACGUGACAGGUGACGAAGUGAUCUUCACUUCCGGAGGGACUGAAGGGAAUAAUUGGGUGAUUCGCUCAGCCGUGGAAAAGUUCAAAAGGGAACAUCCAAAUCAGACACCGCAUAUAAUCUGUUCCGCUGUAGAGCACCCGUCUAUCCUCGAACCACUGCAUCACCUGAAAGAUAACGGCGAAAUAGAGAUUUCCGUGCUUCCCAUAGAUCCGAAAACCGGACAGAUAACAGCCUCCGACGCCCUUCAGCUUGUAACUCCUUCAACAUGUCUUGUAACGGUUAUGUUGGCCAACAACGAGACUGGUGUACUUCAGCCGAUAUCUGAUCUCAGCGAUUUUGUCAGAAAGGCGUCAGCCAAGCACGAUGAGCAACGAUUAUGUCCAUCAAAAACUAAUUUUUUUGGAAUAGCGCGAUCUAUAAAGUUCGACUCAAAUGCGAUCUACUCAGGUACAACUGUUCUUCUUCACUCGGAUGCUACGCAAGCAAUUGGCAAAAUAGAUGUAAACCUUGCAGAAUUAAAGGUGGAUGCAAUCACUAUAGCUGGGCAUAAGUUCUAUGGUCCUCGAAAUGGCGCACUAAUUCUGCGAUCCAAGUAUACGUCUGAUAUUUUGCCUUGGAUGCAUGGUGGAGGACAGGAAAAGAAACUUAGAUCUGGGUGCAAAACAUUCUACGCAAGCAGUGGGUCAGCUUGCCACUCGGGUGCAAUAAGUCCUGUUUUGCUUGCAUGUGGAAUCAGUAAAGAAAUGGCGGAAAGAACAGUACGAUUCAGCUUUGGCAGAGAAACGACAAAUGAGGAUGUGGAUCGGGUGGUGAAAGAGUUGAAAGCGAUGAUGUUUCUGGCAAAACAUGGAAGUUCGCUGAUGAAUGUCAUAAAUGCGGGUCCCGUUCCGGGAUUCUGA